UGCUGCGGCUCGGAGCGGCGCCAUUUUGGGGCUGACUGACUGACUGGAGCGAGGAGUUGUGCGCGCGGCGGGGGAGAAGCGGCGGCAAAAAGGAGCUUUCAAAUCCGGGACCCCGCAGGAGCUGCUGUGCUUGGCCGGGACUUGGCUGGCAGGUUAGAGCCACGCCUCCUACCCCACUUCUAGGUGAUCUGGAUUCUGAACAUGAGCUUGGAUAUUUUGCAACCUGUUGCCUCAGCUUGUGAAAAAAAGGUAGCUGGAUGCUGACCUGCAGAGUCUGCUUCGAUUGAAAAGGAAAACGUUGACUAAAAAGGGAAUUGGGAUUAUAACCUGUUCAGUUGCUUUUCCACUUCAAACACUUCUGAAGCCUGCAGAACCCGGUUUAUGAACUUUUGAGAUUCUUCUUCUGCUUCCCCUUAAAUUCAGGAUAUCAUCUUGGACUAAUUUUUCCCCAUAUGGAAUGGAUAAUUGUAUAAACUUCUUAAGUUCUGCAUGCUACUUUCAAGAACUGAUUUUGCUUUGUAGUUCAAACAUUUCAGUCAAAACAGAGAUUGACUUGAUUUGUCAACUAAGUCUAGAAGAUUAUAUUAAAUGUAGCUCCCAAUUUUUCUAAUAUUGAUGUAGAAUUUAUGGCAAAUAUUGCUUUCAUUUUUUAGGCAAUUUGGAAUUACCUUUUACGAUGAUGUCUGUUUCCUAAAUGAAGAGACAAAGAGCUUUAUUUUUCAUUUUUUAGUGGGGUUUUUUGGUAGUGUUCUGAAGAAGCAAUAUGGGAAUAUCCAGAUAGCUGCUGUGUGUGGAUGUCUGAAUUGACUCUUAGAAAUGAACUUCAUUUUGAAUGCAGACUUUGACUUCUCAGUUCUAUUCUUUAUGUCAUAAAAGGUGUAUUUUUCUUUUGGAACUGAUGUUUAUGAUAGUAAGAUAUACGUGGAAUAGGAAAGUGAAGAAGUGUCAGAAGAUAAGACAGGCUGUUAAAACCAGACUUGUCUGACUUUUUUGAAAAUAACUUUUUGGAGUCCUUAAAUGUGAAGAAUGGGUAGCUGAUUUCCAAUAAUCAGCCCUUGUAUUGCAUAGCUACGGAUGUAGUAUCUUUAAGGAACUCGGAUCAUUACUGCAAGGGAAGCAAACUGGAAAACGCAAAUCACGGAGAGUUAAUGCCAAUCUGUGCAGUUCUCUUGGAUUUUGUUUCUUUUCAACAGAAUCCAGUGCUGCCUCAAAAAAUAUAUAAGAUGGACAAAACAACCUAGUUACAAAGUAUUUGCCAUGAGGUGUUGAAGCCUUGUUUUCACUGAUUUGGAGAGACUGGACCUAAAUGGCGCAGCAUGACUUUGCUCCAGCCUGGCUUAAUUUCCCUACUCCACCAUCAUCAUCAAAGUCAUCACUGAAUUUUGAGAAGCAUUCCGACAGCUUUUCAUGGACAGAGAAUCGUUAUGAAGUUAACCGUAGGCGACACAAUUCUUCUGAUGGAUUUGAUCCUAGUAGUGGUCGUUCAAAUGGAGGGCAUUUGGGAAGAAAAGAGAGAAAUGGCUGGCGUUCACAAGGUAGAAAUGGCACUGAAAACACACACCACAGAGUGGGAUAUCAUAGCGGAGGUUCACGUGCUCGCGCCAGUAGCUUUCAGUCUGGAAAAAGCCAAGGGUUGCAUGAAAAAAAUGCACCGGAAAGUGAGACUCUGAAAAAGGAAGACAAGGAAGAACCCAAACAAUUUGAAGCCGAAGAUUUUCCAUCCCUGAAUCCUGAAUAUGAGAGAGAACCAAACCAGAAUAAAUCAUUAGCUGCUGGUGUUUGGGAAUAUCCUCUGAACCCAAAAUCUAGAUCUCCACGCAUGCUGGUUAUAAAAAAAGGCAGUACGAAAGAUUUACAGAUAUCUGGAUUCCCUGUAGCAGGAAAUAUUCAUUCACAGUCAGUCAAGAAUGGAACUGGUACAAGUGUCUAUAAAGGUUUAGUUCCUAAGCCUGUCAUUCCACCUGCAAAGACAACACAGUGGAAAAGCCAAACAAAAGACAACAAACUUGGCCCUCCAUUUCCUCAUGAUUCUCCAUAUGGUAUUGGAAACUUUAGUGCUUUCAAAUCUACUGCUAAGGCUGUUGGAUCACAGAAUUCAGUGAAAGAGUGUAAUCGAUCAAAUUCCUCAUCUCCAGUUGAUAAACUUGGCCAGCCUCGCUUAACCAAAUUGACUCGAAUGCGCACUGAUAAGAAGAGUGAAUUCUUGAAGACACUGAAACGGGAUCGAGUGGAAGAGGAGCAUGAUGGGCAAGAGAAGGAUGAUGAUGAUGAAUUUAAUUUACAUAACAGCAACAAUGGUCACGAAGAGAGGGACAUAAACCGAAACUUUGAAAAUGAAAUUCCUCAAGAAAAUAGAAAUGCUAUAAUGAUGUCUCAGCAGAUCAUUCGGUCUUCAACAUUUCCGCAGACCGAUGUCCUUUCAAGCUCACUUGAAGCAGAGCAUCGAUUGUUAAAGGAGAUGGGUUGGCAGGAAGACAGUGAAAACGAUGAGACCUGUGCUCCGCUAACUGAGGAUGAAAUGAGGGAAUUUCAGGUCAUUAGUGAACAGUUACAAAAAAAUGGCCUUAGGAAAAAUGGUAUUCUAAAAAAUGGCCUCAUCUGUGACUUCAAAUUCAGUCCCUGGAAAAACAGCACUUUCAAACCAACAAUUGAGAAUGAAGACACGGAGACAAGCAGCAGUGACACAUCAGAUGAUGACGAUGUGUGAAGAUUGCUAGAGGAUGUCUGCCUUGCAUCUUGUGCAGUUUGAGAAUGAAUCGUUCAAAAGAGGGGAGAACUAUAAUUUUACAUAGUGACAUGCCCCCUUAGAGGAAGGAUCUUUUGGACUCCUCGUGAAGGAACCUAAGAAUGUUGUGUUGAUGAGCUGUGUUGAACAUGACUAUAAUUUCUGUAAAUGAAUGUUGUAGAAAUGAGGACUUUGCCCCAACAUUGACUUUCUUCAUCACUGCAGCAUUUCUCUGACGAGCAAUGUGACAAUGUAAGAGAAUGAGAUUUUCUCAUUUAAUAAUAAUAAAAAGAUUAUGUAAUGUUUGGCAAAGUUUUUGUCUUAAGACUGCAGGUCUAAGGGAGAAAAGGGCAGCUUGACACAGUGUGUUGCUUACUGAGACGGAUUUCUUCUACAGUGGGAAUCUACAGUUUUCACUUUGUGCACAGACAAUAGACAAUAUAGCAUGUUUGCUAAACAAAAAAAAUAUGACAUAAGUGCACUAAGACAUCCAUUUCCUGAACUGUUGUAAUUGUUCCACAUACCAGUAAUUCUCUAGCAGUUUGUACUACAGUAAUUAUGAAAAGACUUGCUUCAAUUCUAAACUUCACAGAACUGGUGUAAAUCAAAAGCUUUAUUUGGAUGCUGCAAGACCCAGGAAUCUGGAUCCUCCACAAUGAGUGCUGAUUCUUUGUGGGGAAAAUAAACAUUAUUUUGAUAAAUUA
Messenger RNA from Podarcis raffonei (Aeolian wall lizard), 3429 nucleotides. RefSeq names its product GC-rich promoter binding protein 1 (gene GPBP1). Gene Ontology annotation, cellular component: nucleus. The coding region runs from base 1307 to 2707 and encodes 466 amino acids. Gene Ontology annotation, molecular function: DNA binding; RNA binding. The record is from RefSeq and is a predicted model, not a curated record. The transcript has 13 exons. NCBI's taxonomy places the organism in Eukaryota, Metazoa, Chordata, Lepidosauria, Squamata, Lacertidae. Gene Ontology annotation, biological process: positive regulation of DNA-templated transcription; DNA-templated transcription.